AUGCCGUGGUCUGAAGUCCUGAUGCAAAUCCACGACCGUAACUAUAUUCGAUGGCUCGAGAAGAUGAGAACGCAAAGCAACAAGAGGAAUCACGACAAAUAUUGCGAGUUCCAUAGAGAUCAUGGCCACGACACAGAGAACUGCUUCGACCUGCACAACCACAUUGAAGACCUAAUCAAGCGCGGAUACCUCAGUAGAUUUAUCAAGAGCGAGAAGCUGACACAGGAAGAACAGUGCAUGGAGGAUGCUCGACCACCGCCCCGAGCUCCCCCUGCUAGUGUGAUCCACGUCAUACCAGGUGGAAUCGCCGUAGGAGGGGAGAGUAGCUCGGGGAAUAAGAAGUAUGCGCGACUAUGCGAGAUAGACAAUCGGGGGCAGAAGAAUAAGCACAGCCAGACCAUCACGUUCACCAACGAUGACCUCUGGGGGGUUCAAAACCCGCAUGACGAUGCCUUGGUCAUCACGGCCGAGCUGGCCCACCUCGAAAUAAGACGGAUCCUGGUUGACACGGGUAGCUCCGCUGAUGUACUCUUCGAGGACUCGUUUGAAAAGCUCGACAUCGACAAAGAGCGCCUCACCCCCGUCAACACUCCCCUAAUGAGCUUCUUUGGGGAGAAUAACUCUUCCCCUACUGAUUGGAGACGGUAA
Molecule: messenger RNA, 648 nt
Organism: Nelumbo nucifera (sacred lotus)
Lineage: Eukaryota; Viridiplantae; Streptophyta; Magnoliopsida; Proteales; Nelumbonaceae
Source: RefSeq, a predicted model, not a curated record